Capronia coronata CBS 617.96 is the source of this 1158-nucleotide messenger RNA. RefSeq lists its product as uncharacterized. Lineage: Eukaryota; Fungi; Ascomycota; Eurotiomycetes; Chaetothyriales; Herpotrichiellaceae. The transcript is spliced from 2 exons. Bases 1 to 1158 code for a protein of 385 amino acids. Gene Ontology annotation, cellular component: VCP-NPL4-UFD1 AAA ATPase complex. The record is from RefSeq and is a predicted model, not a curated record. Gene Ontology annotation, molecular function: polyubiquitin modification-dependent protein binding.
AUGAUGGGCUACCCAACAUUCCUCCGUGGCGGACCCCCGGUCGGCAUGUCUAUGCGUCGCUUCGAUGAAUACUAUCGUUGUUAUCCUGUGAUCAUGAUGAACGGCCCUGAUCGGAAGAACGUGAACUACGGCGGAAAGGUGUUUUUGCCACCAUCAGCGCUGGACAAGUUGACAAAAUUGCACAUCGCAUAUCCGAUGCUGUUCGAACUCAUAAACGGCAACGCGGGGAAGAGGACACAUGCAGGCGUUCUAGAGUUCAUAGCCGAAGAAGGCAGGAUCUAUUUGCCGCAAUGGCUGAUGAAGACUCUCGAUCUUGACCCCGGAGACCUAUUACAGGUCAAGUCAACCGAUCUCCCCCCGGGCAAGUUCAUCAAGCUACAACCCCAAUCACCUGCAUUCCUAGAGAUCUCUGAUCCACGAGCCGUACUCGAAAACGCCUUCCGAAACUUCUCCUGUCUCACCAAGGGAGACAUCUUUACCUUUGAAUACAACGAUCAGACAUAUGACAUUGCUGUGUUGGAGAUAAAGCCUGACACGGACUCACAUGCUAUCGUAACAAUGGAGACCGAUCUGGAAGUUGACUUCGCACCACCAGUUGGUUAUGUACCUCCUGAGCGGACAAGCGGCACCAGCACGCCUCGAAGUGGCGCGGGCAAACCCCAUGGAGGUCCGAUUCACUUUCAAGGAACAAUGGCGCAGUCAAUCAACUAUGCUAGCAUAGCACCAUCUUCAGACACUGCUGCAGCCGGUGCUCGGGCAGUGUCGUCGAAUUUCCUGUAUGGCGGCCACAAACUCAGUUCAAAGAAGGGCUCCAAAGCACCAACGCCAAAUGCGUCCACCCCGGUGGCGGGCGCAUCUACCAAUGCGCCAACGUCCGCAGUCAUCCGACGCGGUACUGGGCCUCAACCCCUUCGACUACCGCCAGGGAAGCUAUUCUUCGGGUUUGAGGUGAAACCACUUCGAAAGCGAGACGAAAGCGGGGAACCGGUGCCACCCGACGAGAUGAAGCCACGAUUUCAAGGGCAGGGCCAGACAUUGAGAGCGAAGAAGCGCACUGUCGGGAUGGAUAGUGGCACAGGCAGUAUAGUCAACAGCGACACAGAGGCGACGGGUAAAGGCAAAGCUGAACAAGCAGCCAAAGGACGGCCGCCCACUUGA